GUUUCAAUGAACUUUAUGGUUCAGCGCUCACUCAACUGUUUUUGUUGUUAAUACAUUUAUUGUUAAGAUGGCAACUCUUGUUGAUGCAAUACAGAGGAAACAGGAAAAGUUGACAGAAAGUCACAUUUUAGUUGGCCACAUCCAAAAGACAUGUAAUCGUGACGGAUCGAAUAUUCUAUUUCCUACUCGGACAUUAACAAUGGACUCUCAAGAUAUAAAGAGCAUUGGUUGCAAGGAUGAAUUGCUAAAAGCAGCUGAACAUGUUAGGGAGUUAGAUUUGGCUUGUAAUCGGCUGUCUUCAUUUGAAGAGGUAUUUAAAAUUCUAUGUUGGCUUGAGAAACUUGAAUCAUUAAAUUUAAGUCAAAACCCACUAGGUUGUCAUAUCUCUGAUAACCAAUCUUCCAAUUCAUCUUUUGAUGAAGAUACUAUGGGUUUAUUAUCUACUGAAGGAGAAGAAAAUAUUCAACCUAUGAAUAGCUCUGAAUUAUCUAUACAGGAUCAAAAUUAUUUUUAUUUUAACAAACUCUCAUCUUCAUCCAAGUCGAAUAAAAUACUUCAGUCUAAACAUAAUGAAAUUGAUUUCUCACCAAUUUUUCACAAUGAAUCCAUGAAUGAUUCAAUAGAAAAAAUUAAGUCGACUAACCAUCCAAAUGAUGGUGUUGGUAGUAAUGGUAAUCUCAAACAAACAAGAGGAAAUGAACCAUCUAACAUGAAAACGCUACCAAAGCAUCCUUCAGCUCCAUCUGAACUGGCUUUAAAUUCCGGUAUUAUAUCUCCUACCACAGUGUUUCCUUGUUUAAGUGUACUAGCACUGAAUUCGACGUAUGUACCAUGGGAUUGGGUGAUUGAUCUGCUUUAUCGACUACCAAACUUAACCGAUUUACACGUUGCACGUAAUAAUUAUGGAGCAGAAGAGCAGACUGAAGUAUCUUCUGAUCAUAAUGAUGAUAAUGAUGCCACACCAUUACCUGUAUUUCCUCAUUUACACAGUUUAUAUUAUAGCGAUAAUGGCAUAUCGAAUUGGUGGACAAUAUGUCGUUUGUGUAAACAUUUCCCUGGAUUGGAACAAUUGAUUUUAUUAGGUAAUCCUAUUGAACAUAUACCAUUUCCGCAAGACAAUUUACAUACAUCUCAGCAUACUACAACAACAACAACAACUAAUAAUAAUAAUAACAAUAAUAAUAAUACUGAUAAUAAUAUAUCAAGAAAUACUUGUUAUCAGCAUCAGUGCUUAUUUCAAAAUGUACAUACAUUAGGUUUAUCAGAAACACUAAUCAGUCAAUGGGAAAGUAUUGAUGCUUUGAAUGAAUGGAUGCCUAGUUUAACCAAUUUACGAUUAGGCAAUACUUUACCUGUAUUUCAGUCUUGGAUAGAACCUGAUUGUCGAGCUCAUGUAAUUGCCAGAUUACCAAAACUUACUACAUACAAUCGAAGUGUCAUUGAUUCAGAGGAACGUGAAAGUGCUGAACGAGAAUUUGUUCGAUAUUAUGGUCAAAUUGAUCCAGAUAAACGUCCUAAUCGUUAUUGGGCUCUAGAACGUCGACAUGGUCGACUUCAACCAUUAGCUAACAUUGAUUUAUCUCCAAAACAGCAUAUUCGUGUACGUGUCACAAUGUCAGGGAAAGAAGUUUGGUAUAAUAUAAAUGUCAACUUAAAAGUAUCACAAGCUAAACGUCAUUUCUGUAAUUUAUUCAAUAUUACUAAUCAACAUGAAAUUAAACAUUUGAAAUUAUUUUAUUUUGAUCAAGUUAUGUCACAAAUUCAAGGUCCAGAAGAAUUAAAAUAUCCAAAUCGUAAUUUAUAUUCAUAUCAAAUAGAGACUGGUGAUUUAUUCGAAUUAGUACGAUAUCCAGAUUCUUGAUAAUGGAAAAUAGAACUUUUACAAAAGUACAAUAUGAUAUGAAUGUUUGUGUGUGUGUGUGUAUGUAUGUAUGUAUGUAUGUAAUUUUGUUAAUCCUUUCUCUCUUUUUUUGUGCAACACGCCUGUUUGUAUAAUAGUCGUUGAUUUGUUUGUUUUCAUUGUCAUCGAUUCCCCCCUCCUCUCUCUCUCUCUCUCCUACUGGUCAGUUUUCCUCUUUCCCCCAUUUGUCAUAUUUACGCCCCAUUCACAAUAUAAUAGUGUAUAUUCAUCCGUUCAUUCAUUCAUUUGAUCUUAUUAAUUGUGAAAUAGUGGUUUAUUGAUUAAGGUGUUCCACCUUCAAUCUUGUUCAUUUUUAUUCAUUUCCAUUGGAGCAGCUGAAUUGUAUAAUCGUUAUCAUCAUUUUGAAUCCCUUUAUCUAUUGAAUAAGGUUAUCGGUUAAAGUCUUAAGUACUUGAUUAGUGACUUACAUUGUCUAUGUCUAUUUGUGAAUGUAUGUGUAAAUAUGUACUACAUUAUAAUUGUUCUCUUAUUACCUUUUAUUUAUUCAUUCAUACAAGAUGUGAUAGACUCCAAGUUUUUUUCUUCAAUUCUAUUGAUUAGUUAGUAUUUUUGACAAAUCAAUCAUGAUCAUUUUCGAUCAUUUUGCUUUUAAGGUACAAUGUUAUGCAUACAUACUCAGUGUAUAUAUGUGUGUGUGUAUAUGUGCUCUUCUGGCAGUUUUGUGAUUUUUAUUUUCCUGUUUUCUUUUGUUUGUUUUUGAGUUUAUCUUUCUUUUUUUUCGUGUUAUUUAUUUGUUUGUUUAUUUCCAUACAUCUUAAUUCCUUGAUGAAUAUAAAUAAAAUGAAUUCAUCAUUA
Molecule: messenger RNA, 2716 nt
Organism: Schistosoma guineensis
Lineage: Eukaryota; Metazoa; Platyhelminthes; Trematoda; Strigeidida; Schistosomatidae
Source: the annotation of a GenBank genome assembly